AACGUUUAACUACUGAAACACAGUAAAUAAUUUUUCUUCUGCUAAAAAUCUCAUUGCAAAAUGCAGAGAAUUUUCAUUUCUAAAUUUCGUCCCCUAUUGUGUGAUAUUACCAAGUGGGGUGCUAUAGCUCCCAUGCUGGCGGAGACACGUUCUUUUCAGGCAUCGCCGGAUCUAAUGCAAAAGGGUGGAGUCGGUCCAGGAAAAUUGACUCCCAAAAUGGCCAAGCUACAACAGCAAUUCCAGGCAGAUAAUGACAAGCCCGUUUUCCUGAAGGGUGGAAGCAUGGACAGUAUUCUAUACAGACUUACUCUGAUACUCGCCGCCCUCGGCACUAUUGGCGAUUUCUGGUUAUUUUUCGGCUACAUUGCAGCCUAAAAUUAUAUCCUAUAAAUACUGAACACUGGUAUAGUUGAAUGACAUUUAAUACAAGUUUACAAUGUGUUCAAUGACUUUUACAUCUUUCAUUUUCAAUUUAACACACGUACUGCAGCAUCUCAUUCCCAAACAAUAAACAUGACAUUAGCAUAA
Messenger RNA from Drosophila innubila, 528 nucleotides. It is a transcript of the gene COX7AL, whose product is annotated as cytochrome c oxidase subunit 7A, mitochondrial. The coding region runs from base 61 to 375 and encodes 104 amino acids. The transcript is spliced from 2 exons. Lineage: Eukaryota; Metazoa; Arthropoda; Insecta; Diptera; Drosophilidae. The record is from RefSeq and is a predicted model, not a curated record. Gene Ontology annotation, biological process: regulation of oxidative phosphorylation; mitochondrial respirasome assembly; mitochondrial electron transport, cytochrome c to oxygen.